Messenger RNA from Thalassophryne amazonica, 3461 nucleotides. It is a transcript of the gene faap100, whose product is annotated as FA core complex associated protein 100. Lineage: Eukaryota; Metazoa; Chordata; Actinopteri; Batrachoidiformes; Batrachoididae. Gene Ontology annotation, molecular function: protein binding. Gene Ontology annotation, cellular component: nucleoplasm; Fanconi anaemia nuclear complex. Gene Ontology annotation, biological process: interstrand cross-link repair. The record is from RefSeq and is a predicted model, not a curated record. The coding region runs from base 90 to 2687 and encodes 865 amino acids. The transcript is spliced from 8 exons.
UCCUGCGUGCAGUUUUGACACUAAAAUGAUUAGCUUUUUAUGCCUACAGGCCCAUUUCGCGACGCGGUAACGUUAUUUAUGUCGUGGUUAUGGAAGGACGACGUUGUGUGGAGACUUUGGCACACUUUGGCUGUUGCUGGACUCCCGGUUCGCCGAUCUUCAGGCGUGUUUUCGGGACAGAUGUUCUGCUCUGCCUCAGCAGCAGCGACCAGCUCCACGUUUUCAGCCUACAAGAGAGAAAACUCAAGGCGGUUCUGCUCUUUCCCAGUUCUGUGUCUGAUCUGGUUUGGAGUCACGAUAAACGUUUGAUGUAUGUCGCCUGUAAAAGCGGAGUUUACUGUGUCCAGUUACAGUCUCUGCUGUCCAGGUUCCAAAGCUCCUCAGAUGAUGCUUCAUCAGGACCAGCUGAGCUGAAGAUCUCCUCUGAGGGUCUUGCUGUUGGAGAAGACGUGUUGGCGUUGAUCGUGGCUAGCUCCAUGCUGUUAACUGUGUCGCAGAGAGACGCCGUCUGGUUGUUGAGUGUGUACAAGACGUCAGAAGAGUCUGGCAACUGUGAGAGUCUCUGUGAAUUCAGCCUGCCGUUGGUCUCAGCUGCUUUGCAAGACAGCAAUGGGCAGAACCAGAACAGAGGACUGAGGAAGCCUGUGUUGGUUUGCAUCCAUUGUUCCGAUCAAUCGACGCCAUUUUCCUCCUCUUCCUCUUCUUCAAAUGUGACAUUAACUGACUUGCAUAUCCACCUCAAGCCCCUCCUUUUCAAAUUAGUAUUUGGGAUUGACGCUGCUCUCGCCAAAUCACCUGUAAUUAUGUGCGGACUCCCUGACGGACGCUUGUGCUUCUUUCCUUUACGCCUUCCGGGGUCACAGCUCCGAGUCUUGCACAGCCUGGAGCAGCCAGUCAUCUUCAUUGGUGCAUCUGCUCUCAUGGAAACUGGCCUCCAGCCUGCACAGUAUUUGGUGGCAGUGGGUGAACUGGGUCGGGUGGUGCUGAUCAGCACCUCCAAGGCCGGCCUAGAGGGAACGGACAACGUGGCAGGUUUGACUGAGGGAUGUGUCCCAGGACCUGUGGCAUGUGGCUGUGUGGAUGAACGCCGUCUUUUUUAUAGCACUGGUUCAGAUCUUCUGGUUCUGGAUCUAGCUGCUGGGAGCGAUAAGGAUUUGGGUUCCAGUAAAUUGGCAGCAGUACUUCAGAGCAUCACUAGCUUAAAUGUGUGCAGAGUCAUCGCUUUGGCUGCAGAUACGCACAACGUUGGAGCAGAUGAAGUCCAGCUGGUGGCGCUGUCUGCCAGAGGCCAGCUCCAAAGGCUUACCCUGCCUAUAAGGAGAGAAGACAAAGGGUUGCCCGUCCUCCCCUCCACGCAGCAGGGCCGAAGCAUCAAGGACCUUCUAUCUUCUAUUGGAGAUGUUUGUGAAAGAGCUUCAGCUUUGAAAAGCACCAUUAAAUCCAAAAACCAGACUCUCAGGAUCCUGAAUCAGGUGCUCAACAUCAGCUAUCUGCUGCUAUCUGGUCCCCAUGGUGACCAACAGCCUCUCAGCCAGCAGAAGCCAAUCAGAUGUUACGCUGUGACCUCGUGGAACAGAUUGCUUCAGAAAGACUCUUUGAACCUGACAUGCGUGCUGGAUAAUAAGAGUCCUUAUGUUCUGGAUGGAGGCUGGACGCUGAGUCUCACUGUCUUUCCGCUGUCCCACUCUCACAAUGCAGGACACGGAAGCACCUCCAGGAAUUUUUCAUUCCCGUUUGCCAGUCUUCCUUCAGGUGAGAAGUUUGAGGUUUCUUUACCGCUGGCUGUUGUAGGUGACGUGUCCUUCCCCUUUACCAUGAGCUGCUUGCUCAUUUUCUCGCUGACAAGUCUCGUGGGAGAAGAGGAGGUGCUGUGUCUCCCCGGCUCACAGGGCGGGUUCAUCAGUUUGCCCUUAAACACGCUAACGGUGGAUUGGAUGGAUGCCCUGCAGGUGAGCAGAGCUGCAGCUACCCACACGACAGAAAGCUUCCAACCGCAGGACACCACAGUGGCAGGAGACAUCCGAGCUUUUGUGAGCUCGCGCCGCUUUCCACGCACCGGAAAGAGACGGGAAGUACAGGGGAGUUCUUCGAACUCUGAGCAAGAGCAGUAUUCAGCAAACAUACGGGUGUCAUCUGAGUUACUGCAAGAUACUCUGGGGUUUAACGGGUUAGGUUUCGACCCCAAAGGGCUAACAAAGUCAGCUUCUCCAAAUUUGUGCUCAUCUCUGUUGAAGUGGUUGUUAUCUGAAGGUCCUGGAGGAGGGAAGAUGGAGCACCAAGGUGGCAAGAUCUCCCUGAAUGGCUCAGAGGUCCGAGCUCGAGCUCCAAAUGGCCACCGAGUAAAACUCACUGCGAAAGAGGUAAUUGUCGGAGAACAGGAGUCCCUGGAUGCAGUGGAGAUUCAGCUUGAGAGCUCGUCUGUGUCUGCUGUUUGCGGGAUGCAUCACGCUGUGCUGUGCCGGCUGCAGAGUUUGUUGCAGAACGCUCCUGAGAAGAGUGAUUCCACAAAGAGUUUGCAGAGUUUAGCUGUAAGAUGCGCAGUACAGCGGGCUGAACGUUUGUUACAGCAAAUCCAGCAAAGUCGUGUCACGGAGGCGUUUGACACGGACAUGCCCUCGAGCCAGAUGACUCGAUCUCUUUUCAGCGUCUACCGAGAGCUCAGAGAAAAUCCUCUCCUCAUAAUUUAAUGUUGCUCUCAGCGGUCCAGGUUCCUUUAAGAGCCAGUCACAGUUCCACAAGUGCCGGAGAACAGUCGCUUCUUUCCUCCUUCACCUCAGCGGGCACCCGCCUGAGAAGAAACUCUCCUGACAACCUGAAUCAAAAACCGCUGGGGACAAGUGAGUAAAUGUGUGGAUGGUGGCUCCGGGACAGGACCAGCUGAAAGAACGGAAUUCGUAACUAUAUUUGUUGUAUGUUGUUUACUGGUGAAAAUCAGACAUUGCAAAAAAUAAAAGCCACACAUGGCAAUUUAUUUUUAAUACUCCUUUAAGAAAAUUGAAAUAAGAAGCACUGAAAAAAGAACAGAGGAAAAGAAAUGAGCUACUUUCUGUUGCAGUCUGAAAGUAAUCCUUUCUGAAAUAUACUCAGUUACAAACUGCUAAUGUUUCUACAAGUAACUGUAUCAUCUAAUAAGCCCAGACACAAUAAAUCCUUUCAAGGCUUGUCCGAGCACGCAGUGCUGUUUAAAUGACAGGGACAGAUACCAGGGCAAACCAUGACACUGGGCACAAAAGGGCUGGAUUAACCCGCACGGAAUGUCAACCAAUCAAGAGUAGCACUGGUCCUUUAAAGUGAAAUGUAUCUGUACACAGUGCUAUGGUAUUGGAUGUGCCAGCCACCAAAGCUCCCUGAGGUGAAGUAAUAAGAUUAAGUUUUAUAUUUUUCCACGCUUGUUGUCAUGAUUUAGAGAACAAGGGUGCUGAGCGUAUAUUAAAAAUAUAUACUGCGUUAGGUGGAAAUUG